Messenger RNA from Dimorphilus gyrociliatus, 1826 nucleotides. Lineage: Eukaryota; Metazoa; Annelida; Polychaeta; Dinophilidae. The record is from the annotation of a GenBank genome assembly.
AUAUAUAUAUCUAUAUCUAUAUCUAUAUCUACACACACACAUGUAUAUAUAUAUAUGUACGUGCUUAGCUACAUUAUUUACUCUUUUAUACGAAAUUGAACAUUUCUGUAAAGAAAGACAACGUUUUGAAGAAUGAGCACACAAAGCGAGGAAGAUAUGGAUAUAAAUGAACUUAUUUCUAAGGAAGAUAUGGAAUGCGCAUUUUGUAAAUGUCUUUGGAUUGGGAAUAGUCCGAGGUGUUUACCUUGUAAAACGGUAAUUCAUAUUUUUUGUUCAGAGUGUCUAGAGAAGUGGGCUGGGUCUAAGGCAUUUGAAAAUGGAGGCUUUUUCUCUUGUCCAAUAUGUCAACAUCGAUACAAAUGGACAAGAGAUGGUGUAAAUGCUUUUCCACGUUUGGGUAUAUUUCAUAAUUUCCUUGAAAAGAAAUACCAUAGUCAAACAUUUAAGGAAUCGAAAGUUAAAUAUGUAAGAAGCGAUACGGAAAAGACACUAGUCUCUUAUUUAAAAGACAGCGGUGGCGAAAUGAAUUGUUUGAUAUCUAAAAUUAAAACAGAAGUUAUUAAUUCGAUAAUGGAGAUAAGGAAAAAAGAGAAACGACUUAUUGGUGAAAUUAAAGAGUUUUGUUCAAAUCAGGAAAACGAUAUAAAGAGUCUUUUAGAUAAUUUUGAAAAACUACAAUACAGUAUUUUGAUUUCUGAUGAAAUUAUUGAAAAUACAACAAAAUCAAAGAUGGAGUUAACAAAUCAAGCAGCUUAUCUUAUGAAUAAGAAAUUACAUUUUCAUAAAAAGCAGGAUGGUAAUCUUGGCGAAAUAUCUACUGUUGAACAUUUUCAACAAAAGAAUCCAAUAAUUAAAAUAACUGAAGAUGAACGAGUGCUUAAUGUUACUUAUUUCAAAAAUAGACUUUAUAUUAUCCUUGAGAAGAUGGCCUGUAAAUAUAAACUCAUUCUCUUUGAUAUUGAAAAUAGUAGAUCGGAAAUAUUGAAAAAGUGGAAUACUUAUAAUUCUGAAACGUAUAAAUUAGCUGCAGGAGUAAGGCUAUAUUUUCUUACUAUUGGGAAAGAUGAGAUAAAGUUUGUCAAUUCAAACUCGACGACAAGCAAUUCGUAUAGUUUUGAUGUUUUUUGCGCUAUUGAUAAAAAGAAUGAUAAAUACGGAUAUUAUCAUAAUAUGGUUGAAUAUGAUGACGGAAUUAUAAUAUGUUUAAAAUGCGAAGAUAAGAAUUCAGUAACAAAAUUAAAGGAUCCUUUUAAAGUUGAUUGGGAUUGUGUAUUACCAUCUGAUUAUGGUCUAGUCCUCGAUAUAGCUGUAAAUAAUAAUAAUAUAUUCCUUUGUACUGAUAGUUUGCGAUGCACAGUAUUGGACUUUUCUACCGGACGUAUUUUAUUCGACUGCAAUUAUCGAAUUAAUGGAUCAAUAUCACUUUCAACAAGUGAAUGUUCAACAUCAAUUUUGGCUUUGAAUAGACAAGGAGCAUUAUUUAGAGUAUUCAAUACAAUUGUAUUGGCUCAAUUAGAGGCAAAUUCAAACGGAUUAAUAUUAACAACAAAAUCCUAUAAGGAUAUCUUUGACCUUUACACAUUGUUUGCCUAUAAAGUUCAUAAUGGUAUAAUUAAUCUUAUACUAAUUCGUGAUGGUUACCUAAGUCUAAUUACAAUUAAAUAAUUAUUUAAAAUUAAAUACUAUAAAGAAAUUACUUCAACAAUUCAGUGACUAUUCUACCUAAAUGUUCGUAUUAACUAGUUAGUUAUAUGAUAUAUAUUUUAUAGCUUUAUAUAUUUAUAAUCCAAUGCCAUCCUUUCCCUUUUACAAAUUGUAUGGAGAAG